Molecule: messenger RNA, 1143 nt
Organism: Emiliania huxleyi CCMP1516
Lineage: Eukaryota; Haptophyta; Isochrysidales; Noelaerhabdaceae
Exons: 7
Coding region: 1-1143 (380 amino acids)
Biological process (GO): mRNA splicing, via spliceosome; spliceosomal complex assembly
Cellular component (GO): precatalytic spliceosome; Prp19 complex; post-mRNA release spliceosomal complex
Molecular function (GO): protein binding
Source: RefSeq, a predicted model, not a curated record
AUGGUAAAAAUACGCAGCACGGGCGACCGGCGCGGGAUCGAAAAUGUCGUCGUCACGCGCAAGCGCUUCGCGUACGAGGAGGCCGUCAAGGCGGACCCGCACACGUACGAUGUCUGGUUCGACUACGCGCGCCUCGAGGAGAGCGCGAUCGAGGCCGAGGCGGACUACCACCGGGUGCGGGACGUGUACGAGCGCGCCGUCGCCAACGUCCCCCCGGCGGCGGACAAGCGGCUGUGGCGGCGGUACAUCUACCUGUGGCUCAAGUAUGCCAUCUUCGAAGAGCUGACUGCGCUCGACGCGGAGCGCGCGGCCGCGGUGCUGGCUGAGGCGCGCCGCGUGGUUCCGCACGAGCACUUCACCUUUGCCAAGCUAUGGGUCCGCCAGAAGCGGCUGGAUGCCGCGCGCAAGCUGCUCGGCCAGGCGAUCGGCCGCUGCCCGAAGGACAAGCUGUUCAAGGAGUACGUCCAGCUUGAGCUGCAGCUCGGCGACGUCGAGCGGUGCCGCAAGCUCUACGGCCGCUAUCUCGAGUGGUCGCCCUCCAACUGCGCCGCGUGGGCCGCCUACGCCGACCUGGAGGCGUCGCUGGGGGAGGCGUCGCGCAGCCGCGCCAUCUUCGAGCUGGCAGUGGGGCAGGAGCAGCUGGACAUGCCGGAGAGCCUGUGGAAGGCGUACCUCGACUUUGAGAUUGGAGCGAGCGAGUGGGACAAGGCGCGCGCGCUCUACCGCCGCCUGCUCGCGCGCACGCGCCACGUCAAGGUGUGGCUCUCCUUCGCGACGAUGGAGGUCGAGGCGGGCGGCGAGGGCGAGGGCGAGGCGGCGCGCGAGCGCGCGGCCGCCGUGUACGCAGAGGCGGAGGCGUCGUUCCGCGAGUCCGGGCAGAAGGACGAGAGAGUGCUCGUCCUCGAGGCGUGGCGGGACAUGCUCGCGCGCGGCGGCUCGGAGGCGGCGCUCGCUUCAGUGGAGGCGAAGAUGCCGAAGCGGGUCAAGAAGCGGCGGCCAGUGCUGGGGGAAGAGGGCGAGGCGGCGGGGUGGGAGGAGUACUACGACUACAUCUUUGCAGAGGAGGAGGCGGCGGCGCCCUCGCUCAAGAUCCUCGACAUGGCGCGAAAGUGGAAGAAGCAAAAGGUCGAGGGCGACAGCUAG